Podarcis raffonei (Aeolian wall lizard) is the source of this 884-nucleotide messenger RNA. It is a transcript of the gene PRELID2, whose product is annotated as PRELI domain containing 2. Gene Ontology annotation, molecular function: phosphatidic acid transfer activity. Gene Ontology annotation, cellular component: mitochondrial intermembrane space. Gene Ontology annotation, biological process: phospholipid transport. Lineage: Eukaryota; Metazoa; Chordata; Lepidosauria; Squamata; Lacertidae. The record is from RefSeq and is a predicted model, not a curated record. The transcript has 7 exons. The coding region runs from base 120 to 650 and encodes 176 amino acids.
GCGCGGGGAAGGGAGCGGCCUGGCCCUUCAGCGAGCCCCGCCGGCGUUUGGGAGCAAGCUGGCAGGAGGGGGCCCGCACGAAGGGCGGCGGCGGCAGCAGCAGCUGCUCGGCUCCCGCCAUGGGGGUGACCGUGGAGGCGCGCAAGGUUUACAGAUACCCCUUCGAGCAGGUAGUGGCCAGCUAUCUCCGCAAGUAUCCAAGUCCCAUGGAGAAGCAUGUCACGGCUGUAAAAACAGUAGAAGAAAAAACAGAUUUGUCUACAGGAAUCAUAUACCGGAGGAGGAUUGCAACAUGCCAGAAUGUAAUUCCACACUUUUUAAGACAGAUCAGUGUCCUGAAAGUGCCCGAGGUCUACCUAGAAGAAGAAUCUUGGCUUAAUAAGCAGGAUAGAAUUAUGUCUAUGAAGACUCGGUGCCUCACAUGGACACAGUAUGCUACUCUAAAGGAAGAGUCAGUCUUCAGGGAAAGUUCAGAGAAUCCAAACUGGACAGAAUUCAUUCAGAAUGGCAAAGUAUCAAUAAGAGGGUCAGGUCUCCUGAACUGUUUCCUGGAAGUUUUUGCACGAACCUUUUUAAAUCAAGGAGUCGAAAGGGGUGUUACGAUAAUGGAGAAACUUCUACAAGAACAGUUUGGGAGCCCCUUUUUGUAAUGAGGAAAUGAGGAGAAAUCUCCAUGUGUCUAAAGUGGAACCACAGCAAUAUGUCCUCAUUACCAGGCCUGCUUCUUGCUGAAGUUAACUUUAUGGGUUAGAUUAACGAAUAAGGAAAGACUGAGUUGAAGGAAGACAAUUGCCUACAAACUAAGCAGCACAUGUGGAAUGGCACAACUUAAAAUCUGUGAACCAGUGUGAUCAUGGCGAACGAAAGUAUGGUUUGGAAAAAUA